UUGGAUGAACUUGUUAAGAUUCUUGACUGCAAAGAAUCGAAUCAACAACGGGUCAUCAUCCCAGUUUUUUACAAGGUGACUCCAUCAGAUGUACGGAAUCAUAGAGGUAGUUUCGGGGAUGCAUUGGCUAACAUGGAGUGUAAAUAUAAAGAUAAUAUGGAGAAGGUCAACAGAUGGAGGGAAGCUCUUUCACAAGCAGCAAAUUUGUCAGGGUUCACUCUCUUGGACGAGCAUCAAUCUGAAUCUAAGUUUAUCCAAAACAUCAUUGAAGAGAUUUCAAAACACGUAUUAAACCUUGUGUGUUUGGAAGUGGCAAAGCAUCCAGUUGGAAUGCAAGCUCAAGUACAAUUUAUGAAUAAGCUAAUAGAUUUGGGGGAAAACGAUGUACGUAUGGUAGGGGUAUGGGGAACUGGUGGAAUUGGUAAGACCACAAUUGCUAAAGCUGUUUAUAAUUCAAUUGCCCACAAAUUUGAAGGUUGUUCCUUUUUGGCAAACGUUAGAGAAAGGUCAACGUCGCAUGAAGGUUUAGCCAAACUGCAAAAGACUCUUCUUUUUGAGAUUCUAAGGGGAAAAAAAUUGAAGGUGACCAAUGUUGAUAAAGGAGUCACUAUGAUAAAGGAAUGGUUGAGGCGUAGAAAGGUUCUCUUGGUUCUUGAUGACGUGGAUGACAUGGAACAGUUACACGAAUUAGUUGGGGCAUGUGAUUGGUUUGGUGCAGGCAGUAGAAUUAUCAUAACAACAAGGGAUAAGCAAAUGUUAACUGCUCAUGAUGUUAAUUUAAUACACGAGGUCAAGAUUUUAGAUGAUGAUAAAGCUCUUGAGCUCUUUAGUUGGUAUGCCUUCAAAAGAAGUGGGCCUCCUUUUGGUGAUUAUGUGAAACUUACAGAACGUGCAAUACGCUAUGCUCAAGGCCUUCCUUUGGCUUUGAAAGUUCUUGGUUCUUGUCUAUAUGGUGGAAGUAUUGAUAAAUGGGAAGCUGCAUUGGAUGGUUUCAAAAGCAAGAAAAUUCAAGAUGUUCUCAAAAUAAGUUACAAUGCAUUGGAUCAUAGCGUACAACAGGUUUUCCUUGACAUCGCAUGUUUCUUUAAGGGUAAAAGUAGAAACUAUGUGACAGAAGCUUGUGAGCUAAACACUAGAUAUGGCAUUGAAGUACUCAUAGAAAAGGCCCUCAUAAGUGUUGAACAUGGAGAUUAUAUUCAGAUGCAUGACUUACUAGAAAAGAUGGGUAAGGACAUAAUUGAGCAGGAGUCGCCCACUGAACUCGGAAAACGUAGCAGAUUGUGGUUUCAUGAAGAUGUCAAGCAUGUCCUGACUAAUAACACAGGAACAAAUAAAAUCACAGGUAUCGUGUUAAAUUUCCCCAAACAAGAUGAUGAGAUAUUCUUGAAUGUUGGCAGAAGCUUCUCGAAGAUGAAAAAUCUUAAAAUUCUCAUAAACUACAAUGUAUACCUUUUUGGAGACCCCAGUUCUAUCCCAAACAAUUUGAGAGUGCUUGAAUGGCAUGGAUGUCCGUUCCAAUCCUUUCCAGCCAACUUUCGUCCAGAGGGACUAGUAGUGCUCAAUCUGCCUGACAGUCGCAUCAAACAACUAGGGGAGGGAUUGAAGCAUUUGACAAAGUUGACAUCUCUGAAUUUCGAGGGAUCUCAAUUCCUAAUUGAAAUCCCCGACCUAUCCGGCUGCCCAAACUUAAGGUACUUGAAUGCGAAACGUUGUACAAGUUUAGUUGAGGUUCAUCCAUCUGUUGGAUAUCUUGAUAAACUUGAAGAACUGGACUUUUGUUUCUGCCUUAAACUCAGCAAGUUUCCAAAUAAGGUUGGGUUGAAAUCUCUGAGAAGAUUUUUUCUUAUUUCUUGCAUAAAGUUGGAGAGUUUCCCAGAAAUUGUGGACAAAAUGGAAUCCUUAAAUGAAUUGGACCUUUGGAGAACUCCUAUAAAAGAGUUGCCUGCAUCAAUUGGACAUCUGAUUGGGCUGAAAAGAUUGGGCUUAAGAGGAAGUGCUAUAAAAGAGUUGCCUUCAUUCGUUGGAAAUCUCACUACCCUGAAAGAGUUAUCGUUAGGUGGAACUGCUAUAGAAGAGUUGCCUUCAUCAAUUGGAAAUCUCACUGCGCUUGAACGCUUAGAUUUAGAAGGAUGUGAAAACCUUGCAAAUCUGCCACAAAGUAUUUAUGGGUUGCAAAAUCUCAAAUGGGUUUGCGUGAGUGAUUGCAUAUCACUAGAAAGAUUUUCAACAUUGUCAAAGAUAUUGGAAGACGGAGACAUGCAAGGCAUUAGUUACAUGGACUUGUCUAAUUGCCAUAGGCUAUGCCGUAUGCCAGGGUUGGACGUUUCAAAGAUGGCAAAAAUUGUACUGAAUAAUCUGAGGAGGCAUGAGGGGAUUCUCUUUAAACUACCUGUCAGUGGCAGUGAAGUUCCAGAGUGGUUCACUUUUCGUAAUUACUUUGAUGACUAUGAUGAGAGUAAAUUUGAUUACAUUGAUGAUUAUGGCAGGACUGUUCGUAAUUACAAACUUCCUAUUGAAAUUCCUUGGACUUCCAUAUUGGAGAACACAAAAUUGGUUUUGUGUGCUGUUUGGGAAAUUACAGAAUCAUUUGUUAACCCUUGUUCUCUUAGAUUUGAAUUGUAUGAUUAUCUAGAUACGGUGGAUGUGUCUAGAGGAGAGAUAGGGGCAGGUAAUGUGUGGCUGGAAUGUUUUCGAAUUUCUUAUUAUGAACAAUUAAAGACGCCUACUUUUCGAGUUAAAGUUUCGGGCCAAGGGUUGCGCAUCAAAAGCAUUGGGGCCCACCUGGCUCCUGUCAGUAUGUCAAUGGAUGGUGAUGAUGAUGGCAAACAUAUUGAUGAAAAUGAAUUAGGUGAUGAAGUUCGACCCAGAACGAGAACAAAGAUAUAA
Messenger RNA from Prunus avium (sweet cherry), 2886 nucleotides. NCBI's taxonomy places the organism in Eukaryota, Viridiplantae, Streptophyta, Magnoliopsida, Rosales, Rosaceae. The record is from RefSeq and is a predicted model, not a curated record.